This is a messenger RNA of Strongylocentrotus purpuratus (purple sea urchin), 1736 nucleotides long. Its product is annotated as beta-1,2-xylosyltransferase-like. The record is from RefSeq and is a predicted model, not a curated record. Bases 1 to 1512 code for a protein of 503 amino acids. Gene Ontology annotation, molecular function: protein N-acetylglucosaminyltransferase activity. Gene Ontology annotation, cellular component: endoplasmic reticulum lumen. Lineage: Eukaryota; Metazoa; Echinodermata; Echinoidea; Camarodonta; Strongylocentrotidae. The transcript has 2 exons.
AUGCGUCUGAAAAAACUUGCAAGCAGGCGCAACUUAUCAGCUCUGAUGGCAGUCAUCCUGAUGCAGGUUGUUCUGACAUAUUUGGGCGUACUGUGGGUGGCUCUUGAUAACACUAACGCUGAGGGUAAUCUAUACAAAGUUAAGCGCCAGGACGCGGCUGUCACAAGUUUUGGAGCUAACUCAGCUGAGGACAACAGUGCUCAUCUAAAGACGUCUAACCAAAGUAAACUUCCCAGUGAGAUUUUGGUUAAUGACCCCAAGAAUGUCCUGGUCAGUAAAGUUCGAGUGGCAGGAAGUAAAUUACUGCUUCAGUUGUUUUCAAAGAGCACGUCUUUUUGUGACGGCAAGAUUGAAAUGUUAGACAACGCCGCGGCAAUGUUCAGGAAUGCAGUAGUUGAUCCCUCGCUUGCCAGCGCCCAGGCAGAAAGCAGAGCCAGCAUCAAGGAUGUCCUUUUACAGAAAGAAUCGCUGGAGUUUUACCGCCUUAAAAAGGGAUACCUCACAGUCGACGAUUGCUCCAAUGUACCGGCCCCUGAAAGUUUACAAAUUGACGGGGAAGAUAGCGACCACAUAAAAGAACUGAAUAAGGCAGUGGCAAUUUCAGAGAAUCAUGCAGACGUCAAACAGCAAUAUGACGGUGAUUUUGUAAUCAUGAUAACACGCUACGAGUAUGCCAACGUAUACUGGACUGUCGUUGAUCUCUAUGAUGCUUUCCUUAUGAUGCAACUUUAUAAUAGAACAUUCGACUCAACUGGUAUUCUGAACAUUGUUAAUACCGCCCCUGACCUCUGGCUCUUUGACGCUCACCCACAGUCAAAACUCGAUGAUAUUUUCGACGGGGUGUUCAGGCAUGUAAUCCGACCGAACGACUUCAACCGCCCCACUCGUUUCAGGAAAUUAGUCCAGUGUUUCCAACGAGGGAAAAGCCCUAUUCUGAGAAAGAUUCUUGAGCCUUUACCUCUUGUGAAAGAAUUCAGAAGUCAAGUUAUAGCGGCAUUGAAAAUUGAUCCGCUGGCAGAUCGCAAAAGGCGUUGCGUGGAGAUGCAACUCAACGUGCUCUUUAUUUGGCGCAGGAAUUAUAUUGCGCAUCCACGAAACCCAUCAGGAGUUGUUUCAAGAAAAAUUUCCAAUGAAGACGAACUAUUGAACGUAACAAAAAGUCACUUCCCUAAAUACAGCGUCAUCGGAGAACAACUGGAUGCAUAUCCUGUGAAGAGACAGCUGGAGGUCAUUGGUAACACGGACAUCAUGAUCGGCAUGCAUGGAGCAGGUUUUGGAUUUGUCGUUUUCAUGCAGGAGGGAUCUGGAGUUCUUGAGAUGUGGCCGAAGGGUCUACAGGGAAAUUGGCACAUGGAAUAUCUUGCCAAACGCAACUGGCUUUAUUACAAAUCCUGGCAAAACACCAAAGAGGAAAAUGAAGACAGUAAGGAGAAAACAACUAAAAUAUCCACUGAAGCUGUGAAAAAGUUGGUGGAAGAGUUAAGUGAAAGUGUGUGCUCAAAAUACAUGUAGGAGUAUUUUAUAGUAUCAUCAUUCCAUCCAAUGUUGCAUAGGAACAAUUGUGAAAGGUGAACUUACAUGUACGUCAUAUUUCACAACUCACUCAUUGGCUGAUAUUACUUACGUGAUUUUACUUUAUCAACAAAGUGCAUGGACAUGAGACUUUCUGUAAGUCUUCUCCUUAAUGUGUUAUUGUUCCUGUAGUUCCCUCAGUGAGUUAUAUUCAGACUCUAAUU